Messenger RNA from Paramecium octaurelia, 474 nucleotides. Lineage: Eukaryota; Ciliophora; Oligohymenophorea; Peniculida; Parameciidae. The record is from the annotation of a GenBank genome assembly.
AUGUCAAUAACAAGAUAAAAUCAUCGUUGCAUGACGAGUUUUAAGACCAUGGGUUUUAGAAGUGAUUAUCGUUAAUUUUCGUUAUCAGAUCCUCGGAGAAUAGAAAUGAUAGUAAAAUAAUUUUCAGUUCCUUAUUAACCAAAGGGUGCAUCACUGUCUAAAAUAAAAAAGAAGGUAGAGAUACAAAAGUAUUGUAACAACGAUCUGCGUAAAAGGUCAAUUACUCUAGAAGCUGUUCAAUCAGAUAGAGUAUAGAGGUAGGAGGAAUAAUCAUCGAACAAUGAAAGUGCAAGUUAUGAUAAAGGAACUUACAUGCUAAUGCCUUAAGUUCAAACUUAACGUCAAAUAAAACCUUCAGUUUAGUCUCAUUUUUUGGCAAAAAUUCUAAAGGAAUCAAAUAAUAAGAAAACUCAGUAGCCAAAAUUUAUAUUAAAGAAAAACUAAGUUAAUGUUCUAACAAUAUAAAAUAAAUGA